Molecule: messenger RNA, 834 nt
Organism: Acanthaster planci (crown-of-thorns starfish)
Lineage: Eukaryota; Metazoa; Echinodermata; Asteroidea; Valvatida; Acanthasteridae
Product: histone-lysine N-methyltransferase SMYD3-like
Cellular component (GO): nucleus
Molecular function (GO): protein binding
Source: RefSeq, a predicted model, not a curated record
AAGUCCUUGGUUAAAAUACAAUUUCGGUGCUCAGCUGAUAUGUUUGUUGGUCGUAACUUGAGGGCGCACUUUCAAAACAACUUGGUCUAGUCACUGACUCAUCCAAUGAAAUGACGUGCGAAGUAAUCAGCGGAAAUCAGGGAUCCUGUGAAGACAAGUACACGUGCUCACAUGGGACAUGUAUACGUAAAUGGGGUGGGGGUAAAUAAAAAAUCGUUCAAAGUUUUUGCGGAGGAAGGGACGGAUCAUUUGUAUGAAAAUGGCAGCUGAUGUCGAGCAGGAAGAAAAGUCAGAGAUCGUCGAGGUUUUUGCGACCAAGAACAGGGGCCGCGGUGUUCGCGUUACGAAAGACGUGAAAGCUGGUACAUUAUUGCUGACAGAGAAACCGUUCGAGUUUGUUCUUCAGAAUACCGAGAGAGGAUACUACUGCGAUCAGUGUCUCACCAAAAGGGAUGAAAUUUUACACAAGUGUUCAGCCUGCAAGUUUGCAUAUUACUGCAACAAAGAUUGUCAGAGGGCAGCGUGGACAUCUCAUAAACUCGAAUGUGAGGGGAUUAGCCGUGUUACUCCCAAUGUCCCUUCAGACCAUAUCAGACUGAUGGGGAGGCUGUGGCGAAAGAGAAAGAAGCAACAAGCACCUGCACUGAACGGAUCAUCCACGUUUCCAACCCACAUAGACCAGCUCCAGUCAGGUACGUUGGUGAAGGCUCUGUGUAAGUCCAAUAUUUCAGCAUUCAAGAUCCUCUUGCUUCAUGCUGCUGUACUUGAGUAAAGUUGCUGAAAGUGUGUUGGGAGGGUAAGGUAGUGUUUUCACCCCUCGCCUACCACGGACAA